AUGCGUCUAAGCUGUGUCCUGAUGGCAGUUACUUCCACUGCCGCCUUCGCUGAAGGCGCCUUUGCCGUCGGGCCCAGUCUCCUCUCACCAAGCAAGGCGAACUCGCCCGGCAAUGCACCGUCGAUAAUUGACGACAACCGCUUCCUUAGAGGUUUUGAUGAUUUCUUCGGUGACAAAGGCGACCGGGACCAUCAUGAUUUCGGGGGUCCGCCGCGUAAUUUUCCUUCUCAUGGAGCGACUAAGCCAUAA
Messenger RNA from Phytophthora infestans T30-4, 249 nucleotides. Its product is annotated as secreted RxLR effector peptide protein, putative. The coding region runs from base 1 to 249 and encodes 82 amino acids. The transcript has a single exon. The record is from RefSeq and is a predicted model, not a curated record. Lineage: Eukaryota; Oomycota; Peronosporomycetes; Peronosporales; Peronosporaceae.